Messenger RNA from Marmota monax (woodchuck), 5910 nucleotides. It is a transcript of the gene Rubcn, whose product is annotated as rubicon autophagy regulator. Gene Ontology annotation, molecular function: phosphatidylinositol phosphate binding. The record is from RefSeq and is a predicted model, not a curated record. Bases 618 to 3380 code for a protein of 920 amino acids. Gene Ontology annotation, cellular component: late endosome; early endosome. The transcript is spliced from 21 exons. Gene Ontology annotation, biological process: negative regulation of autophagosome maturation; negative regulation of endocytosis. Lineage: Eukaryota; Metazoa; Chordata; Mammalia; Rodentia; Sciuridae.
CGCUAGCUCCUAGCGGCCCUUGCCGGUCGGGGCGAAGCACAGGAGCUUUUACCUUGUGCGCUGGCCAGACCGGGGCUUUAACAGUUCGUCCUUCGGCCCCAGUAGGGGGCUGUUAGGGGAUGCUAGACCCUGAGCACCUCAAAAAUCACAUGUUUUAAAUGAUACCAUGAUAUUCCGUGUCCAUCGGUCCCUCCUGCGGAAAGACCCCCUGUGCUUCGGUACACGCGAACCUUGAUUGCAGCCUGGGGAGGCGGAACACACAGACCCCUGCGAGCGUAGAUUGCAGUACUGCGUCCCAGUUUUCCUCGCCCUGGCACGCUACUUCACCUGCAGCAUGCGGAGUUGCCACGUCCGAACACAAAAACUGCAGUGACUCUUCUUGCGUCACCUUAACAAUAAAAGUGAAUGCUAACGUUACCUUAUCUCCACCACCUCUCAAUCAGUACUCUCAAAGUAUUUGGCACGGUAUUACCUUAAUAACACCUCUUCUUCCCUUGGGAGGGAGGGAGCACUGGCAGUUGCUGGGCAAUUUGAAGACUACUGUUGAAGGUUUGGUGUCAGCCAAUAGCCCCAAUGUUUGGUCCAAGUAUGGUGGCCUGGAGCGGCUUUGUAGGGACAUGCAGAGCAUUCUCUAUCAUGGGCUCAUACAUGACCAGGUUUGUUGCCGCCAAACUGAUUACUGGCAAUUUGUGAAAGACAUCCGGUGGCUUAGUCCCCACUCAGCCCUUCAUGUAGAGAAGUUCAUCAACUUACAUGAGAAUGGCCAGAAUAAUGCCGAUGGUGUGAGUGAGCAUGCUGUUGCAGAGUUGUGGCUACAGCACAGCUUACAGUGCCACUGCCUCUCAGCCCAGCUUCGACCUCUGCUUGGGGAUAGACAGUAUAUUAGAAAAUUCUACACAGAUACUGCUUUCCUGCUAAGCGAUGCCCACGUCACAGCCAUGCUUCAAUGCCUGGAAGCUGUGGAACAGAACAACCCCCGCCUCCUGGCUCAGAUUGAUGCAUCUAUGUUUGCCAGAAAGCACGAGAGCCCACUGCUGGUAACAAAGAGCCAGAGCCUGACAGCUCUGCCUGGUUCUACAUGUACCCCUCCAACCAGCUAUGCUCAGCAUUCCUACUUUGGGUCCUCCUCUGGUCUCCACCAAUCUGUGCCCAACCACAGUUCAGAAAGAAGAUCUACUUCCUUUUCCCUCUCCAGCAUUCCCCAGAAACCUCAAGAAAGCAGAGGACACCUCUCACUAGCAGAGGAUCAAACCAUCCAAGCUCCCGAGCUUUCAGACUCUGCAGUAGCCAGGGAUUCUGCAUUGACCCCAAAUGAGAUGAGCUCCAGCACUCUGACCAGCCCUAUAGAGGCAUCCUGGGUUAGCAGCCAGAAUGAUUCGCCAAGCGAUGCCAGUGAGGGACCUGAGUACCUGGCCAUUGGCAACCUGGACCCCCAUGGCCGGACUGCCAGCUGUCAGAGUCACAGCAGCAAUGCUGAAAGUAGCAGUUCCAAUUUGUUCUCCUCUGGUAGCUCCCAGAAGCCAGAUUCUGCUUCUUCUUCUUUAGGGGACCAAGAGGGUGGGGGGCAGAGUCAGCUGUCCAAUGUCCUUCGAAGAUCUAGCUUCUCAGAGGGGCAGACUGUCACUAUCUCCAGUGGGACAAAGAAGAGCCAUAUUCGUUCCCAUUCAGAUACCAACAUUGCCUCCAGAGGAGCCCCAGGAGGCCCCAGGAAUAUCACCAUUAUAGUUGAAGAUCCCAUUGCAGAGGGUGGUCAGUACCUGUGCUCAGGAGAGGGCAUGUUCCGAAGACCAUCAGAAGGACAGUCCCUCAUCAGCUAUCUCUCUGAGCAAGACUUUGGUAGCUGCGCAGACCUUGAAAAGGAGAAUGCACACUUCAGCAUUUCAGAGUCCUUGAUUGCUGCCAUCGAGCUAAUGAAGUGCAACAUGAUGAGCCAAUGCCUAGAAGAAGAGGAAGUAGAAGAAGAAGACAGUGAUAAAGAAAUCCAGGAACUGAAACAGAAGAUCCGCCUUCGGCGCCAGCAGAUCCGCACCAAGAAUCUGCUCCCUAUAUACCAGGAGACUGAGCAAGGAAGCUUUCGGGUCACCUCCAGUAGCUCCCAAUUUAGUUCCCGUGAUUCAGCACAGUUCUCUGAUUCUGGCUCUGGUGAUGAAGUUGAUGAAUUUGAAAUCCAAGAUGAUAGCGAAGGAUCUAACCUGAAUCACAUGUCAAAGAACGGACUCUCAGUGUCAAUGGCCUCCAUGUUUUCAGAUGCUGACAUCAGAAGGUGCACAGCCUCAAACAGCAAACCCUUCAUUUCUUCCCAGUCCUUUUCCCAUUGCUUCCUGCAUUCCACUUCUGCUGAGGCGGUGGCUAUGGGGCUCCUGAAGCAGUUUGAGGGGAUGCAGCUUCCAGCUGCCUCAGAGUUAGAGUGGCUAGUCCCGGAACAUGAUGCCCCUCAGAAGCUCCUGCCCAUCCCUGACUCACUGCCCAUCUCACCAGAUGAUGGGCAGCAUGCGGACAUUUAUAAACUGCGUAUCCGCGUUCGUGGCAACCUGGAGUGGGCCCCACCCCGGCCUCAGAUAAUCUUUAAUGUUCAUCCAGCACCAACGAGGAAGAUUGCUGUGGCCAAGCAGAAUUACCGCUGUGCCGGAUGUGGCAUCCGGACUGACCCUGAUUAUAUCAAACGGCUGCGGUACUGUGAGUACUUGGGAAAGUACUUCUGUCAGUGCUGUCAUGAGAAUGCUCAGAUGGUUAUCCCUAGCCGGAUUCUGCGCAAGUGGGAUUUCAGCAAGUACUACAUCAGCAAUUUCUCUAAGGACCUGCUCAUUAAGAUAUGGAACGAUCCUCUCUUCAAUGUGCAGGACAUUAACAGCACUCUCUAUAGAAAGGUCAAGCUGCUCAAUCAAGUCCGACUGCUGCGGGUCCAGCUGUAUCACAUGAAGAACAUGUUUAAGACAUGCCGACUGGCCAAAGAGCUUCUGGAUUCCUUUGACACAGUCCCAGGCCACCUGACAGAGGAUCUCCACCUGUAUUCCCUGAGUGACCUGACCACAACCAGGAAAGGGGAGCUGGGGCCCCGGCUUGCCGAGCUCACCAGGGCAGGGACUGCCCAUGUAGAGCGAUGCAUGCUCUGCCAAGCCAAGGGCUUUAUCUGUGAGUUCUGUCAGAAUGAGGAGGAUAUCAUCUUUCCUUUUGAGCUCCAUAAAUGUCGGACCUGUGAAGAGUGUAAAGCAUGUUAUCAUAAAGCUUGUUUCAAGUCUGGAAGCUGUCCCCGGUGUGAGCGGCUACAGGCGCGGCGGGAGUUGCUGGCCAAGCAGAGCCUGGAGUCCUACAUGUCAGACUAUGAAGAGGAACCCACUGAAGCCUUGGCUCUAGAAGCCACUGUCCUGGAGACCACAUGAAGAAAGCACUUUAAGCCCUCUGUCUAGGGCCUGGGAUCACAUAUAAUGCAGAACUGAGCCACUGUUAUGAGGACUUUCCCCAGUUGGGGCUUUUUAAAAAAUUCAUUAUCAUUGUUUUUUUUUUUAUUUUAAUAACUUGUCUGACGUCCAUGUGUCAUCAACCUUUGUUAGGUUGAUGGGUCCAGUCUCUUGUGACAGAUAAUUUGACCAGGUAUUUCCAUCAGAACUGACAUGCGGGUCUUUAGAGCUUCUAGUGCCUCUUGUCAGGGGAAUGGACAGUGAAAACCAAUUCUUCUGACAUCCAUGGCCUUCUUCACUAGGAUGGGAUUGGUUGUAGAUGCAUCUGAUUUCCACUUUUACUUUGUUUUUGUACUGGAGCUUCUGAACCAGGCCUUUCUCAACCAACUCUUCUCCUUUGCUGCUGAAACAAGGGGAUAAGUUUUCUCUCUCCCAGUCCUGCAAUAGGAUCAGACUGUGUCCUAGAGAAGCAGCAGAGAAUGGACAUUCUCUCCAGUUUGAUUGGGUACUCUGGGAGCCAAAGAACAGAUCAUUACCUUCCCAGAAUCCUUAGAGACCUCAAGGAAGCAGCCAUCAUUUUCCUGUUUGAAAUAUUCUGAGCAUAGAUGAUGUCACAAGCUAAAUUUCUUUAUCUACUCUGCUGGGCUAAAGCAAAGAACAGAACUGAGGCUUAGGCCAAUCUAAUUUGUAGCCUACACCACAAGCAUAAAUGAGGCUCUGUUACAGAAGGAGCAUGUAUUUAUUUAGAGGAGCUGUUGGCCUCCUCUUAAGUGGUCAGGUCUCCUUAAUUAACCUAACUCAAAAUGAGUGUAGGUAUGAUAUUUCAAGCUCAGGCAAGUCCCUGAUGCCAUCCUAAGUGAGGACAGAAACCCCACCCACCAUCUUACUAGUGGGUUCCUUGCUGCUCUGUCCUGUUUAGUGGUCAUUGUAGUUCUGAAUAAAGCCCAACUUCAUUCUCUGUCCCCUUCCUGCAACAGGGCUGGGACCCUCUGUGGUAACUGAUCUCUUGCCUUAUUUUCUUUUCUCAGAGUUGGGGUUAAACAUUCCCCCAUUGGUAGUAUUAGAGAACUUGACAAUUUGUGGAUGUGAAUGUGAAUGUUCCUGUGUUCUUGGAAUAACAAGAACCUUUCUGCCGAUUAUGCACUUAACUCUAUCUAGCCUGAUGAUAUUCAUUAGUUCAGUCAUCCUUUUCAUAUUAUAAUUUUAACAUACUCCCACUCCCCACUUUAAUGUGUAUUUUGACAGGAAAAGGUCUUGGAUGGGACAGGGUAUAGGUUCGAGCUAUAAGUUGCUAUAGUUCCUAACCUCAAUGUAAAACACUGGUCAGGGUUGCUUUUCUGAGGGCUGGCAGCUCUGUGAACUAAAGCCCACAGCAUUUUUGUUCUGGGACCAACUUCUUCCUGUAUACCUGUUUUCCCAUGGUUGGUUGCUAGUGGAAAACAAGUGGCUUGGGUACUUCCCCAGGAAACCAAACAGCAAGUUGCACAAGGUUGGUGGAAGCCAAUAAGUGCCUGAGCUAAAUGUACCAAGGAGUCUCACAAAGAAGUGAAAGGGGUGUUAAGGUAAUAGCCAAAGCUGAGGCUCUACCAGAACAAGAGGGAACAUGUGGGAAUUGGCCCACAGUGUUGAUUCCUCUUCCUCAAACUUGGGCUCAGAGGGCUACGUCAGGCUAGAGACCCUGAUGCUGUUCUUUGAGUACAUGGUGAAGCUCUGAAAGCCAAGCUUUGAAGGACUAGAACUUCCAGGAACUUUGGGAAUGACCCUACAUAAUUGAAGUCUCACUAAGGAUUAGGCCCCAGAUUUAGGCUGAGAGAUUUGUUACGUAUGAUGAGCUCUACUUCCAGUUUUGGUUUAAGUUUCAAAUCCAGCUCCUUGCUCCAAGUCACUACACUGGAGGAGAGAGAGACUCUCUUAUUGUCUAUCCUGCUUUUUUCAUAUCAACAUAGGAUCAAAGCUGAAUCCAACAAUCUGACAUGCUCCUGAGUUUUCACUGUUUUUCUCUACCUUCCUGGCCCCAUCCCUUUACAUUGUGUGUUUUGGUGGCUUGGACACUAUGCUAUCAUAACUGUCCAAAUACUCAUUUAUUUAUUUGAGAGAGGGCAGAGGAUAGGAUGUUUUGAAAGCACUUUGCAACUUAACAGUAUCUGAGAAGCUCCUGCUGAUGUGGGGAGAAUCUUCUGAAUGCACUUAAGAGAGCUUCUUCUAAAUAAAGCAGGAGGGGGAAAAGUAUUCUUUUCUGUACAUAAAGGGGGGGGGAAUGUUUACUUACAAGGUGGGGACAAGAUUCAAGAAAGUGCAGAAGGCAAACAUUUGUCACUUAAAUGAGGCCAUUACUAACUUUCUUUGCCAAAGUUUUAGAGCUUUUGUUGAAUUAAAAGGAGCAAAAAUCUAAAUAGAGAUGUUCUGUGAGUGUACAACUCAUGUUUUGAACUGGAUUGAUAUCUACUUGCUAUAGUUGUCACACAGUCUGACAGUUCAUUGUCAUCUUUAAUAAACUAAGGAAAUAAAAUUC